Lolium rigidum is the source of this 1135-nucleotide messenger RNA. RefSeq names its product pathogenesis-related thaumatin-like protein 3.5. Gene Ontology annotation, cellular component: extracellular region. The coding region runs from base 71 to 1135 and encodes 354 amino acids. Gene Ontology annotation, biological process: defense response. Lineage: Eukaryota; Viridiplantae; Streptophyta; Magnoliopsida; Poales; Poaceae. The record is from RefSeq and is a predicted model, not a curated record. The transcript is spliced from 3 exons.
ACCAAGAAGUUGCAGUGCCCCAUGUUUGCUCCUUGUGCUGGCGCUAGCUGCCCAUGGGUGCAGCGUCUCAAUGGCUAGCUGCAGCUUCACCAUAUCCAACCACUGCACCCAGACCAUCUGGCCGGCGACCAUGGCCGGCGCGGGCACGCCGCAGCUACCCACGACAGGGUUCCGGCUCGACCCGGGGCAGACGGUGCAGGUCCCAGCGCCAGCCGGGUGGUCCGGCCGGAUAUGGGCGCGCACGGGGUGCAACUUCAGCGCCGACGGUGCGGGUGCGCCUGCUGGUGCGGUGGCGUGCCAGACCGGCGACUGUGGCGGUGGACACUUGGAGUGCGGCGGCACGGGAGGGACGCCGCCAGCGACGCUGUUCGAGAUCACGCUGGGGAAGGGCGGCCCCGCCGACCAGGACUUCUACGACGUGAGCCUCGUCGACGGGUACAACCUGCCCGUCAUCGCCGUCCCGCGGGCGCGGCAGGGCAGCUGCAACACCACCGGCUGCAACGCUGACCUCAACCUGUCAUGUCCCAAGGAGCUGCAGGUGGACGGUGGCAAUGGUGGCGGCGCAGUGGCAUGCCGGAGCGCGUGCGAGGCAUUCGCGCAGGACAAGUACUGCUGCAGCGGCGCGUAUGCGACGCCGGCGACGUGCAGCUCGACGGCCUACUCGUCCAUUUUCAAGUCGGCAUGUCCGCGGGCCUACAGCUACGCCUACGACGACGGCACCAGCCUCUUCACCUGCAACGCCGUCGACUACACCAUCUCCUUUUGCCUCCCUCCCACCGGGUUGAACACGCCUGGUGAUGCUAACAUUGUUCCUCCUGCCAACAACAAUGGCGCUGGAAGCACCUACGUGCCGCCCCCGGCAGGCAACAGCGGUGUUGGAAGCGUCUAUCAACCACCCCCCACAGGUAACAGUGCUGCUGGAAGUUCCUACCUGCCACCUCCAGCAGGCGGCAAUGGCGUCGGAAGUGACUACCAGCCGCCCUUGGCUACCAACGAUGGCAUCGGAAAUUACUACCCCCUGAUGGGCAACAAUGGCCUCAGAAGCGCCUACCAGCCGGGGAUGGUGCCAUCUUCGGCGAGCGCACCAUACAACCAGCUGCUUCUGCUACCUGCGGCGCUGUUUUUCCUAAUAUGA